This is a messenger RNA of Bactrocera dorsalis (oriental fruit fly), 1829 nucleotides long. It is a transcript of the gene ldbr, whose product is annotated as lariat debranching enzyme. Bases 73 to 1731 code for a protein of 552 amino acids. Gene Ontology annotation, cellular component: nucleus. The record is from RefSeq and is a predicted model, not a curated record. Gene Ontology annotation, molecular function: RNA lariat debranching enzyme activity. Gene Ontology annotation, biological process: mRNA splicing, via spliceosome. NCBI's taxonomy places the organism in Eukaryota, Metazoa, Arthropoda, Insecta, Diptera, Tephritidae. The transcript has 2 exons.
ACGCACAAACAUAAAUUAAUAGCGGUAUAAAUGUGCCCAACUUUUUACUUGUUUUCUUAAAACGUUGAAAAAAUGAAAGUUGCUGUAGAGGGCUGUGCUCAUGGCGAGUUGGAAAAGAUCUAUGAAACCAUUCAAAGCAUUGAGAAUGAAGAGGGCUUUAAAGUUGACUUGUUGCUUUGCUGUGGCGAUUUUCAAGCUACCCGUAAUCUCGAAGAUUUGCAGACGAUGGCUGUGCCGCAAAAGUACUUGGAUAUGUGUACCUUUUACAAAUACUACAGCGGUGAACUAGUGGCGCCUAUACUAACGAUUUUUAUAGGGGGUAAUCAUGAAGCCUCCAAUUAUCUACAAGAACUUCCGUACGGUGGUUGGGUAGCACCUAAUAUAUACUACUUAGGCUAUGCGGGAGUUGUGAAAGUUAAUGGCGUACGCAUAGCAGGCUUGUCAGGUAUCUACAAAGGUCAUGACUAUUUACGUGGACGCUUUGAAUAUGCACCUUACACGGACGCCACACGCACCAGUGUUUACCAUGUGCGACAGCUGGAAGUGUUUCGUUUAAAGCAAUUAUCUGGUGAAACAGAUAUAUUUAUGUCACACGAUUGGCCGCGUGGUAUAUACAAUUAUGGCAAUAAAUCUCAAUUGGCACGUUUCAAACCACAUUUUCGGGAUGAAAUGGAUAGAGGUCAACUCGGAAGUAGACCUUGUGAGGAUCUACUAAAAAUGUUAAAACCCAAGUACUGGUUCGCCGCACAUUUACAUUGUAAAUUCGCCGCAGUUGUACCACAUGAUGAAGUGGAUGAUUUAGAAACUGAUGCAAGAAAUUGCGAAGAAGAAGACUUGAAGCAAAAAGGAGUUGGCGAGAGCAAGGACGAAAAUAUAACUAAAUUUUUAGCUUUAGACAAAUGUUUGCCCAAACGACGAUUCCUGCAAUUACUCGACAUUGAAACGUCACAAUUUUCUGAAGGCGAAAUUCGUAUGGAAUAUGAUCUUGAGUGGUUAACAAUACUUUACUUGACGAAUCAUUUAACAAAUGUUAAAGCAUCCAAAUACUAUCUACCGGGUCCACAAAAUGCAGCCAGCACUGAGCGUUACAAUUUUACACCCACCGUUGAUGAAAUGGAACACGUACGCAAUAAAUUUGCUGCUGACCUGGAGGUGCCAAAAAACUUUACCCGCACUGUUGAAGCAUACAACCCUAGUGAAGAUAAUAAUGGACACGUACCGCAACCGAAAGCCCAAAUUAACCCACAGUCUCAGCAGUUUUGCGAUGCUUUAGGUAUUGACGAUCCUGUCAGCCUAGCGUUAAUAAUUGGCGGACACGAACUGAACUACUCGGCUACACUGAAUGAAAGCACAGACACAGAGUUCAAUGAUUCCGCUACAUCCUUGCAAACGGAACACUCCAGCUUGAAUAUGUCAGGUAGCACAGGUGAUGCGUUAUCGCCACGGCAGAUAAGUCCUUUUAAACGGAAGAGUAGCAUGGGUUUAAAUUUGCCAAAACCCAUAGCUGAAGUGGAAGGUGUGGAAAGUGAGCUUGAAGUAAAAAAUUCCGAUGAAAUUCAUAUUGAUAAUAUCUCUGGGGAUGAAACAGAAAAGGUGCUUCCAUUGGGAGUGGAAACAACAAACGAAGUUGAUGGGGAGACGAAUGUUUUGAGUGCGAAACCACCGAUAAAAAAAUUUAAAAGACGUAAUCAAAGUGUGUACAUGAACGAAGAUAAAGAGGUCGAGGAGUAAGUCCCUUAUUAACAUAUUCUCAAUAUUUGCUAUUUUUUAAUUAUGUGAAAAACGUAAAAUUGAUAUUUUAAUAAAGAAACUACAUAAAUUUCGACAGA